CUCCGUGCGCUCGGAUGACGUACAAAGUGCGCGACUCUUCCUAUCAACAUGCGGGAUGGAUGUGUUGACUGUAGCCAACGUGCGAAGUGAGAAAUAAGUCAUUUACACCACUGUAAUAGCCGAAAUAUCCCGGGGUUGGCAUUUUUAUCGCGAGCAAGAUGGCAAAUACAAAUCUUCAGUUCAAAACAAAUUAUGAUGUUUCUAGCAAGAUUGAGCCUUUUUAUAAAGGAGGAAAAGUACAGAUCAGCAAAGAUGAGAAGUACAUUUUUUGCACCUGUGCAUCCCGUGUCAAUGUUUUGGAGAUCAGCACAGGAAAGAUCGUCCACAGCAUUGAACACGAUGAUCAAGAGGACAUCACAUCAUUCGCACUCAGCUGUGAUGAUGAGCUGCUGGUAACAGCAAGCAGGGCCCUGCUGCUGAAGCAGUGGGACUGGAAGCAAGCUCAGUGUACGCGCUCCUGGAGGGCCAUUCACACUGUGCCAGUAGCCAGCAUGACCUUUGACUCCACCUCCACGCUCCUGGCCACAGGUGGCUGUGACGGCACUAUAAAGCUUUGGGAUGUGGUGAAGCAGUACUGCACCCACAACCUUAAAGGGUCAUCCGGUGUUGUGCACCUGGUCGAGUUUCACCCAGAUAUCAACAGACUGCAGCUAUUCUCCUCGUCUCUGGACUGCGGCAUUCGGCUGUGGGACUUGCGCUCCAGCCAGUGUGUGUGUGUGCUGCAGAGCCACUACAGCGCUGUCACGUCUCUCAGUUUCAGCGCAGAUGGCGGCACCAUGAUCAGUUCUGGCAGAGAUAAGAUCUGCACAGUGUGGGAUCUGAAGAGCCAGAAAGCCAAGAGAACUGUACCGGUCUAUGAGGCUGUGGAGGGUGUUGUGCUGCUGCCUCAGAAACAGGACUUCUCUCAGAUCGGAGUAAAGAGCAAAGACUUACAUUUCAUCACAGCUGGCAGCAAAGGUGUGUUGAGAGUGUGGGAGGCCAGCACGGCGCGCUGUGUCUACACCCAGACCCUCCCCUCCACCCUCAGCCCCAUCUCUGAGGACGAGGAAGAAAAGGACGACGACCCCCGCAGCUUAGUGUACCUGCUUCACCUGCCUGCCUCCUCCAGACUGGCCACAGUCACUGCAGAGCACAACAUACUGCUCUACCAGCUGCCCGGUCUCACCACACAGCAACAGUUUGUGGGUUACAGCGACGAGGUGCUGGACGUGAAGUUUCUGGGUAAAGGUGACAGCCACAUCGUGGUGGCCACUAACAGCUGCCAGAUCAAGGUGUUUGAGCUGCUCACCAACAGCUGCCAGAUCCUCUACGGACACACAGAUACUGUCCUCUCACUGGACGUGUUCAAAAAGGGCUUUCUAUUUGCAAGCUGUGCGAAGGACAGGUCAGUGCGUGUGUGGCAGAUGGACAGUGACAGUGGGCAGGUUCACUGCGUGGCCCACGGCUCCAGCCACACUAAUGUUGUGGGCUCCAUCACCUGCUCCAGGAUGAAGGCAUCUUUCAUCGUGUCUGGUAGUCAGGACUGUACUGUAAAGGUGUGGGAUCUCCCUGCAGACUUGUCUAUGGCAGGAGCAGAUAUACAUCAGCUGACCGCCCGCGCCACAGAGAAGGCACACGAUAAGGAUGUCAAUAGCGUUGCAGUCUCGCCCAAUGACAAGCUGCUGGCAUCAGGCUCCCAGGACCGCACGGCCAAGCUGUGGUCCUUGGCGGGGGAGGGGACCGUGGGCCUGCUGGGGGUGUUUCGGGGCCACCGUCGCGGCGUCUGGGCCGUCUGCUUCUCUCCUGUGGACCAGGUGCUGGCCACCUCCUCUGCAGACGGCACCACCAAACUGUGGAGCCUGCAAGACUUCAGCUGCCUGAAGACAUUUGAAGGGCACGAUGCAUCAGUUUUGAAGGUCAUCUUUGUGAGUCGAGGCACUCAGCUGCUCACUAGUGGCUCAGACGGUUUGGUAAAACUGUGGACCAUAAAGACCAACGAGUGUGUGAAGACGCUGGAUGCCCACCAGGAUAAAGUGUGGGGUCUCCACGCCAGCCGCAAAGAUGACAAGAUGGUGACCGGGUCAGCAGACUCUAACAUCACAGUGUGGCUGGAUGUGACUGAAGUGGAGCUAGCAGAGGAGCAGGCCAAGCAGGAGGAUCAGAUACUCAAGCAGCAGGAGUUGUCCAACCUGCUCCAUGAAAAGAAAUAUCUGAAGGCUCUGGGCCUCGCCAUCUCUCUGGACCAGCCUCACACUGUGCUCACUGUUAUCAAAGCAAUCCGUGAGGUGGAGGAUGGCCACAAGCUGCUGGAGAAAACGGUGCUUAAACUUCGCGUGGAUCAGAAAGAGUCGCUCCUGCGGUUCUGUGCGGUGUGGAACACGAACGCCAGGAACUGUCUGAAUGCCCAGGCUGUCCUCCGGGUGCUCCUCACACACCUGCCGCCCGAGGAGCUGCUGCAGUACCAGGGUGCACGCACACACCUGGAAGGACUCAUCCCAUACACAGAGAGACACAUGCAGAGGAUUGGCCAUCUGCUGCAGAAGUCCAUGUUCCUUAACUACAUGUGGCAGAAGAUGAGAGUGGCUGGAGCACCAUCAGGCAUGGGCCAAGAUGAAGAAAUGGAUACCACUCCGCUUGAGAAGACCCAGCCUCUAUUUAUGAUUGACAAGGGGAAAGAAAAGGGCAGCAGUGAGGAGAAACAAGACGGAGACGACAGCGAUAGCGGACAAGACGAAGAUCCAAACUGCCCUGUCGAGGAGAUGGAAGACGACGACGAUGAGGUCAGCGCCACCAAGAAAGCCUCUGCCAACGUCAGGCGAGCGCAAAACGGAGGGGGCGCCAAAACAAACGGCAACCACCACUCUGAAAGUGAGGAGAGUUCAGAAGAGGAAGAUCAAGAAGAGAGGGAUCAAACGACAGUAAAAGCGGUGAAAUGUCUUCCAGCGUCCUCCACGCCACAGUGCCAGACUUUCACCAGCUGACAGGGGUCACUGAGUUGAACACAGAUGACUCACUCCUGGAGUAAAAAAAAUCCCCAGGAAAUCUUCUUAUCUCGGACCAUUAGCUGGAGCGACACACUGAAUGUGUGUCAGUGCGGGGGGAGAGACGGAGAAACAGGUGUGGAAUGAUAAUUAUACAGGUAAUGGGCCUCUCCGUGUAUUCGCCUCUCAGCAGCUUUCAGUCUCAAACGGUGCACCAGUUCUUCAACUCAGACUUUGAGCAGAUUCUGAAGAACACUGUAAACUUAACCACCCUGAUUUCUUCAGAUAAAAUGGACAGUAGGGAGGAAAAGAGGAGGAAGGAUAGAUAGAAGGAAGAAAGAUCAACAUUCAGGCUGUCAGUCAGGACCAUCCUCCCCUACAGCAAAUACCAGCACCCAUUGUCUACUUCUGCAAUGUUGUGUAGUCCUGAUAUACCAGCUCUACCACAACAACAACAACAACCACACAAAAGGUCUCUUAUAUAAGCAAGGAUGUUUUUUUAUGUCAUGACUACAAAUGUUUAUAAAAUAAAAAUUUGUUUCCUGUGAUUUAAAA
Molecule: messenger RNA, 3515 nt
Organism: Thunnus maccoyii (southern bluefin tuna)
Lineage: Eukaryota; Metazoa; Chordata; Actinopteri; Scombriformes; Scombridae
Gene: tbl3
Product: transducin beta like 3
Exons: 23
Coding region: 159-2960 (933 amino acids)
Biological process (GO): endonucleolytic cleavage to generate mature 5'-end of SSU-rRNA from (SSU-rRNA, 5.8S rRNA, LSU-rRNA); endonucleolytic cleavage in 5'-ETS of tricistronic rRNA transcript (SSU-rRNA, 5.8S rRNA, LSU-rRNA)
Cellular component (GO): small-subunit processome; 90S preribosome; nucleolus
Molecular function (GO): protein binding; U3 snoRNA binding
Source: RefSeq, a predicted model, not a curated record